GCGUGUAGCUGCCUGUCCAGUGGUCUCUUAUCUCUCAGCAGCUUCAACUCAACGUGACGCGAGAAAACACAAAACGUCUACUGGCGACUUUUUCUUUACUUUUUCUUUACUUUUUCUUUAUUUUUCUACAACUUUCUACAACAAAGAAGGAAAGUCACUUGUUAAGGAAACGAGUUGCACUUUGAAGAGGAUAGAAACACGCUUUAAAGUGCCACUCUUUAACUGUUAAACUGUUUAUGCAGUAAAGUAAAAGGUGUGAAACAGGUGAGUGGUUGAGAGUCUGAAGAUGAUCAGAUGAGCAGUUUGUGACUCCAUCACCGGUUACCGGGAGGACGGGAGCAGUAAUCCGGUAGAGAUGCUCGGUGGAGACACGUGAUGAGCUUUAACUGAUCAGGGUUAGAGACACGGAGACACACGGAGGACACUGUGGAGACACGGAGACAGAGAGAGGACGCUGCUCCUCCACACAGCAACAGGAGUUAAACACACUAAACUCUUCGACGACUUCUUCUUCUUCUACUUCUCCUCCUCCAUUAAGUGUGUUGUUUUCCUCUCCGGGAGAGGAGAGAGGAGGAGGAGGAGGAGGAGGAGGGAGGAAGAGAAGAGGAAGAGGAGGAGGAGGAGGGAGAAGAGGAAGAGGAGAAGCCGGAGCGGAGCGGAGUAAAGUUUGUCCAACUUUGCACAUCCCUUCGGAAACGCCAUUUUGAUUCCUCUCCUCUCCGGAGCAAGUUGAGCUUCUCUCUCUCUCUCUUUCUCUCUCUCUCUCUCUUUCUCUCCUCUUCUUCAUCAUCCCUCUUCUUCAUCAUCAUCAUCUUCUUCAUCACCCCCCCCCACCCUCAUCCUCCUCCUCCACCUCCUCGCCACGAUGUCUCGGCGCAAGCAGCCCAACCCCAACAGAGUCCACAUGUGAGCAGUGGUCGCAGACACACACACAACAACAACAACAACAACAACAACAACAAACCCCGCCCCCCUCCCGCAUCGACACGAGCGAGCGAGCGUUGCUUUACGAAAAAGGACGGCAGUCAUGGAAAACUGCAGCGAGGAGCAACGAGAAGAGAUAAACGAGGAGGAGUCGGAUCUAACGGAGGAGAAAACGCACAAUAACCUCAAAGCGAUCAACGGAGUGAUGGAGGAGGCAGCGAGCGGAGGAGAAAAGCUACAGAACGGCGAUCGAGGAGGAGGAAUCAUGGGAGCUGAAGGAGGAGGAGACCUGUCCUCCAUCAACGCCAUGAUGUCAGCGGUGAUGUCAGCAGCAGGGACCAUCAACGGCGGAGGAGAUGGCGAAGGAGCGAGUGGAGUCACCUCAGCCAACUCGUCCGCCGGGCACUCCCCGAGCCCCUCCCCUACCAAGUCGCUCACGGCGGCCAUGAGAGCCCCGCCCAGCCGCAACGCACGACGCACCCAGGACACCAAAGACGACAGCUCAGCUUUUAUCUGUCCGCUGUGUGACAAGGACUGUCAAACACAACACUCGCUCACAAUGCACAUCAGACAGCACAACGCCGACGCCGGAGCGACGGACCAUUCCUGCAGCAUCUGUGGGAAGUGCCUGAGCUCGGCCUCGUCGCUGGACCGACACAUGCUGGUCCACAGCGGGGAGAGACCCUACAAGUGUAACGUCUGUGGACAGACCUUCACCACCAACGGCAACAUGCACAGACAUAUGAAGAUCCAUGAAAAGGACCCGGCCAGCGGUCUGCUCCCCGUCAGCCCCCCCUCCCCCAACAAACGCCGCCGUCCAUCCGUCAAGAGGAGGCAGAGUCCGGUGGAGGAGGACGGAGAGGAGCCGCCCAGCAAGAAGGUGGUGGAGGACGCGGCGGCGGAGGAGUCGGCGGCUGCAGCGGCGAUUCGUGGAGGUGAAGAGGAGCUGCUGCCCUGUCCAAUCUGCUUCAAGACCUGCAGCUCCAGACUGGAGCUGGACGCACACAUGGACACACACCCCGACACCGCACUGAGGUGUGAUUUCUGCUGCCUGUCUUUCCGAACUCACCGUGGUUUGUUGCGCCACAACGCGGGGGUUCAUAAGAUUCUCCCCCAGGACCCCAGCGGCCGCCCCUUCAUCCAGAACAACCCCUCCAUCCCCACCGGCUUCAACGACCUCGCCUUCAUAGACUUCUCCUGCAAGAAGUUCGCUCACAUCGCACAGGUCUGGUGCGAGACAAACCUUCGUCGCUGUAUCAGCAAGUUCCACCGGUUCGUCUGCGAUUGCUGCGACAAAGCGUUCCCCCUUCGCUCCGCCCUGGAGCUCCACAAAACCACCUCCCAUCCCGACAAACCCACCGCCAAUGACACGCAGGAAAUGGAGGAGGAUGGAGCUGCAGAAAACGGCAGUCCGGAUGUUGAGAAAGAAGUCCUGUACUCGGAGCAGGCCGGCUUCUUGGAAGCGCUGGGUCUUCAGCACGUCUCCAAGGUGAAGUCUGGUCCCACAGAUGAUGAGAUCCAUCAGGCCCACCUGGACAGCAUCAAGGUGAUCCACGUGGAGCCGCCGUCCUCCAGCCUUCCCCAGGAGCCGGCCUCAGCCUUCCUGUCCGGAGGUCUGGGGUUGGCUCUGGGUCUGGGUGUGGGUCUGGGUGUGGGCAGUCUGGCGGCCCUCAGCAUCCCGCUGCUGGAGGCCUCGGGCUCCGCCUCCGCCCUGCACGGCCUCUCCCAGAGAGAAGCCCUGAGCCUGCUCUCCCUGCAGCCCUUCCAGUCUGGCUUCCUCCUGCAGCCUGACGGGGGCGCCGCCACAGCCAGCGCCGCCUCAUCGGGGGUCAAACCCGGAGAGGCCGGUGGAGCCGGGAUCAUGGAGCUGGCAGACAUCCAGCAGAUCCUCAAAGUGGCGAGUGCAGCGCCGAAUCAGAUGGGACUGACCCCGCCGCCUCUGGCCAAGGCUCCAGGAUUUGCCGGAGGUCAAGGUCAAAUCCAGGGUCAGAAGGCGAUGCCUCCAUUGAAGCCCAAACCUCCCAUCACCCCUCGCUCCAGCCUCACGGCGACGACUCCUCCCCCCCUCCAGAGCUCCCAGCAGGCCUCACUGGGCUGCAUCAGCCCCAGCCUGCCACCUCCCACCCCCUCUCUCUUCAAAACACCCUCCUCAUCCUCUUCCUCUUCAUCCUCCUCUUCAGCUGGCAACGGAAGCCAGUUGGACGCAGAGUGUAUGAGUGACGCUCACGCGCCUUUGUCUGAUUCGCCGCCAGCUGCGUCCACGGCAGUACACGAGGAGGCGGGGCUUAGCGGUAGAAAGCCAGGAACCAAAGGGGGGAACAACGCCAACGCCGGCUCGGCUAAAGGCUCGUUCCCAUGCCGAUUCUGCGACCAGGUGUUUUCCUUCUCUGGCGUCCUGCAGGCUCACAUGCGCUUCCACCUCGGCAUCCUUCCACAUCAGUGCAACAUCUGCGACUACGUGGCUCCAGACAAAGCCACGCUGAUCCGACACCUGCGGACACACAGCGGCGAGCGGCCCUACGUCUGCCGGGUCUGCCAUUAUCCUUUCACCGUCAAGGCCAACUGCGAGCGCCACCUCAGAAAGAAGCACUUCAAGACCUCGAGGAAGGACAUCGAGAGAAACAUCAAGUACGUCACCUCCGCCACCACCGCGAACCUCGCCGCGGCAAUCACUUCUGCAACAACCACCACCACACAGGACACGGAGACGGGCUGCACCGGAGCUGAGACGACGUGCCGGUUCUGCGGCGAGGACCUGAAGACCUACCGGGCGCUGCAGAUCCACCUGCGCACACACAACGGCUGCCAGAGGAAGCCGUUUGAGUGCCGGCGCUGCGGCGCUGCCUUCCUGGCCAAACGCAACUGCAUCCAUCACCUGCUCAAGCAGCACCCCGAGGUGCAGGAGAGGGAGAUCGAGGAGCAUAUCGCCACGCUCUUUCCUGCCGGCGCACCCGUCGCUACCGUCGCCUCUGCCCGAGCCGCUCCGGUGAAUCAAAUGACACUGAACGGGAUUGGUCAGCCUCCGAUUCAGGCGCUCCAAGCAGUGAAGGUGGAGGAGCUGGCUAACGUGGUUUAUCCUGCAGAACUGGACCAGCCGCUGGACUUCUCCGCCAAGGGUCGUGGAACCGGCAGCCAGGCGGGGUCCCCUGGGGUCAAACUGGAGAACGUCUCCCCCAGCUUCGACUUCUCCUUCCUGGACCAGCCCAUCGAUCUGUCCAUCCCCAGCAAGAGGCAGAGGAGGGAGGACAGGGAGAGGAGGGAGAUCAAGACGGAGCAGAGCGGCAGCAGCAUCGUGGAGCAGCAGCAGGCUUUGGCUCUGGCUCUGGCUCUGUCCAAGGAGGAGAAGGCGGCGAGCGCGCUGCUUCCUCUACACCCCCACCCCCAGCUCGGCUGCUACCAGCUCCCCCCCGGCUCCACCCCUCCCCCAGCAUCCCUCCCCAACCUCAGCAACUCUUCCCGAGUGCAGCGUCUCAAACCGCUGCUCCCCAAACCCACCGCCUCCUCACCCUCCACUGCCCUCAAGGAGCUCCCUCCUCUGGCCUCCAUCGCUCAGAUCAUCCACUCCGUCUCCGGAGCUCCAGACCUGCUGAAGAGAGAGGCCGCCGCGCUGGAGGUCAAACCGCAGGCGGUUGUCGCCUCCUUUCAGCCCGACUCUGCUGCAGACGCCCCGGGACCCUCGGCUGUUCUGGAGACACAACGUAAAGAAACGUCAGAGGGAUCCUCCAGAAAGCGGUCCAGGAAAAAAGCUGCUGCCCUGGCAUUGAAGGAAAAGGCCGUUGUGAGCGGCGUGGGCAGCGGCGUGGGCAGCGGCGUGGGCAGCGGCGUGGGCAGCGGCGUGGGCAGCGGCGUGGGCAGCAGCCUUGGAAGCGGCCUGGGAUUUGGCCUGGGAAGCGGCCUGGGAAGCGUCCUGGGAAGCGUCCUGGGAAGCGUCCUGGGCAGCGUCCUGAGUAGCGGCGUGGGCAGCGGCGAGGGCAGCAGCCUUGGAAGCGUCCUGGGCAGCAGCAAGUGCAGCGGCCUGGGCAGCGGCCUGGGCAGCAGCGAGGGCAGCGGCGAGGGCGUUUGCGGAUUUGGGGGAGGCGUCGAAGGCGUCGUUGGCAGCGGUGCCGGCGGUGGUGGUAUCGACCUGGAGUCCAGCGGGGAGUUUGCCAGCGUGGAGAAGAUGCUGGCCACCACUGACGCCAACAAGUUCAGCACCUACCUGCAGACCGGAGCUGCAGACCUGGAAGGAAAGAGAGAUGACAGAGCAGGAGGAGAGGAGGAGAAGGAGGGAGGAGCGAAGGAGGAGGUGAAGCCGCCGCAGUCCAAAGGGAAGAAGAACGCCUACUCCAACUCUGUCCAGAAGAUGACCUGCCCCUUCUGCCCCCGAGUGUUCCCCUGGGCCAGCUCCCUGCAGAGACACAUGCUGACUCACACCGGCCAGAAACCUUUCCCCUGUCCGAAGUGCGACGCCUUUUUCUCCACCAAAUCCAAUUGUGAGCGCCACCUGCUGAGGAAACACGGCGUGACCCACCGAACGCUGCGACGCAACGCUGCCCUCGCCAAGAAGGACGGAGACGGAGAAGGAGACGAAGGCUCGCACGAGAGCGCAGAGAGUCAGUCAGAAACGGAGCAGAUGACACCAGAAGCACAAGACCUCAGCAGCCUCAACACCUCCACCGACUCCGGCUCCGCCCUCACACCGGAGAGCCCCGCCCCUUCAGAGCAGCAAGAGGAGGGGUCCGUGCAGUCAAGCCCCACCCACAGAUCGAGCUACGGUUGCAGUCCAGCUGCCGACGAUGCAGAGCAGGAGGAGACAGACACCACGGAGCAUCCGGACCAGCAGGGGGCGCCAGAGACCACAGCAGCACAGGGAAGACUGCCUCCACAGAGCAACAGCACCAAGGUGGAGAGCGCCGACGAUGACGACUGCCACAGCAACAAAAGUCUGGACCUAAACUUCGGCAAAAAGCUGAUCGACUUCAAGCUCUCCACGUCGUCAGGCCCCGCUCAGGAAGAACAACCCUCCCUACCAGCAUCCUCUUCCUCAUGCUCCUCCACCUCAUCAUCCUCUACCUCUGCUCCACUAAUAGCAACAGAGAUCCAAGAGAAGGAGAAAGGUUCUGCAACCUCCUCCUCCUCCUCCUCCAGCAGCCCCGCGGUGAAGCAGCAGCCGGAGUACAAACAUGUGUGUCGAGUGUGUAAGAAGAGCUUCCGCUACGCCACCACCCUCGCUCGUCACGAGAGGGCGCACCUCUCCGAGGAGACACCAACUCCGGCGCCGGUGGAGGAGAACCCGCCGGUGAAAGAGGAGGCGACGGAGAGCAACGCCGCCAAAUCGCCAAAAGAGGAGGGGGAGAAAGAGGAGGAGCAGAAGAUGGCGAUGGAGAUGGAGGUGGAGGAAGCAGGAGUGAGGGGAGGGGAGAGCGAGGGAGGGGAGAGCGGGGAGUCGGAGGAGGAGGAGAAGGAGAAGGAGGAGAGGAGUGACGAGGAGGCGUCAGAACCAAAGAGUUUAGAGGGAGGAGAGGCGUCAGGAAGACGAGUAGACAAGAGGAAGAAGAUCUGUAAUGUCUGCGGAAAGAGAUUCUGGUCUUUGCAGGACCUGACCAGACACAUGAGAUCACACACAGGUGAGCGGCCCUACCAGUGUCAAACCUGCGAGAGGACUUUCACCCUGAAGCACAGCCUGGUCCGCCACCAAAGGAUCCACCUGAAGCCCCGCGGGGCCGACGGAGCCUCGGGCGCGAACGACGACGCCAGCGAGGACGGAGACUCCUGCACCCAGACCCCGCCCUCCACCUGCCCCCCCUCAGAGAACGAGAGCGAUUGUGGCAGCGGCGCCGCUGGGGGCAAGGAGAUGGAGGAGGAGGACUUAAAAGAGGAGGACGAGGAGGUCGACGGCGCAGAAUCAGCCACGUUGGAGGUAGAAUGCCUCGCGAAACAAGCAGAGUCAGAACCGCCGACGACCGCCGCCUCCGAAGACCCGAACGCCGGGGAAAAAUCUGAACUUUCUGCAGAGUCUGCGGCACAACGACCCUCCGCUGACACGACUCCCAGCCAACAAGCUACUGACACAAAGACAACUACUAGUGACGACGACCUGAAAUCGACGCCCGAAUCAAACCUCUCCAAAGACCCCUCUCCCUCAUCCUCCAGCUCUCUGCCGGAGGAGUCCGUGGCAGCUGCCCCCACAGAGGGCUUCAUCCAGGGGCUGCUAGACAUCCACGCCAAGCCCCCUCUGGAGCACAUCCUGCCCAACGGAGAGCCUCCUCUGGUGGGGGUAGACUGAGGGGAAAGUCCCCCGGCAGUCUAAACCAACGUCACCACAGUGCCAUACGGCGGAACGACGCUACACCAUCGAUGAUGUUGAUGAUGAUGCAAAAACCAGCCCGGAAAAAAUAUUUUUGAUUGAAAGACGAAAACCUCGUUUUCUUGAAGUGCCUUACUACUAGUCCUACUUCUAAGAGAUGCUUUUUGCUAUAUCUUUAUCUGCAUUAUUACGGAGGAUGGAUCUAAUUUUUAUAGCUUUUUAUGAUGACAAUGAUUUGCAUUACUAUUUUUUUGUGCGGGGAAUCUAUAUUUCAGCAAUAAAAAGAAUAAAGUUAUGAUUUAUUAUUGUUCUAGAUUCUGUUUGAGACUUGAUGAUCAACUUAGGAGACGCAGGGGGACAGACAAAGACAGAGAUGGACUGUCAGUAUCUGCGUUUAUUUUUCUGUAUUUAAAUCACAGCUGGGCUCCGGCCACACAACGGAGACCGAACAAUCCCAUAUUACGAUUUGAACCAGCUUCGGAUUUGACAGCGGACUAGUCAGGGUGGGGGAACUUCUUUUGGCGGCGUUCCAAACUUCACCAGCCACUUCUCCAGCUUGACCAGCCGUUUUGAUAUCUUUGGUAGGCUGCCACGGUGGCUGGUUGAACCCAGUUUCACCAGCAACACGAUGACUUCCACCGGUGGCUGGUGGUCGUCUCUUACUGUGCGACAACGGAAGCUUUUUGUAACUGGAAAACACAAGAAAGGUCAGCACUUCGCCUUCCUUUCUGCUCGCUUCCGCAUCCAUCGCCGUCUCUCGGCCGGCUCACGAAAAAACAUUCACAAACUUGUCAUCAGAUUUCUGUGUGAAAAUGAACUUUUGAAAGGGCAGAUAUUGUGUUGAUCAGUUUGUGUUCUCCAUGUUUUUUUUGUUUUUUUUAAAAACCCGUCACACUAUUGAUCCCUUUAUCCUCAAAGCCACCCUCCGAGUUGGUUUGUCUGUCAAUAAUUUCUCAUUCAUAAUCAUUCUCAGUUGAUUCCAUGUGUGUACAGAGAGGUGAACAUGUGGCACGUGGUGUUAGAGUAUUUGGGGUUGUUUUUUUGCGUGUGUGUGAUUAU
Molecule: messenger RNA, 8269 nt
Organism: Sebastes umbrosus (honeycomb rockfish)
Lineage: Eukaryota; Metazoa; Chordata; Actinopteri; Perciformes; Sebastidae
Gene: rreb1a
Product: ras responsive element binding protein 1a
Exons: 20
Coding region: 1028-7189 (2053 amino acids)
Biological process (GO): regulation of transcription by RNA polymerase II
Cellular component (GO): nucleus
Molecular function (GO): DNA-binding transcription activator activity, RNA polymerase II-specific; RNA polymerase II cis-regulatory region sequence-specific DNA binding
Source: RefSeq, a predicted model, not a curated record